AUGAGGAUCCCUCCGCGAUUGUCCAAAAGUGAAGACGAUCCUCUCGCCAACCUUCCAAAAGAGAAGGGAGUCGGAGCACCGGCUCCGAAUAUAGCAUGUAUGCUUAUGGAUCGACUAGUCAGCGCUGUGGCUCGUGGAGCAGUAAGGGGAAGAAUCCGAGGACAAGCUCUCGCAUCCAGGCGCGCUACUGUUAUGCGCAGUCAACCGGUUUAUGAAAUUUUGGAACCAAUGAUAGAUGAUUACGUAGAGGAGUUUGUACCGGUUGGUCAGCAAGUUCGCCGUGUUCGGGCACCAGUUCUAUAUAGACGUCCGAUUGAAGAGCGCGUGACUCUCCCUCCUCCACCACAGGUGGUAUAUGUUCCAGUACCUGUACGUAGUAACAAAAGGGCGCACGCGAAAGGCACACGCGGUCGUGGAGUUCAGCGAGGACUUGGGCAAAAGAAUGGUGGUCGCGGUGUGUUGAACAACACCAACUUCAAAAACCGAUACGGUUUUGUUGCUGGACGUGGUGGCCGUGCAGGAAUGGGGCGUGGUGGAGUCAAGCGUACCCCGCAAGGCCAUUACAAUCCAUUGCCGAAGAAAACAGUCACUCAACUGGAUCGUGAGCUUGAAGAAUAUAUGAGGAAAUCUAAGCAUCCUAAAAUUGUCAUCUAA
This is a messenger RNA of Necator americanus (New World hookworm), 654 nucleotides long. RefSeq lists its product as uncharacterized. The record is from RefSeq and is a predicted model, not a curated record. Lineage: Eukaryota; Metazoa; Nematoda; Chromadorea; Rhabditida; Ancylostomatidae. The transcript is spliced from 5 exons. Bases 1 to 654 code for a protein of 217 amino acids.